This is a messenger RNA of Didymodactylos carnosus, 240 nucleotides long. Lineage: Eukaryota; Metazoa; Rotifera; Eurotatoria; Philodinida; Philodinidae. The record is from the annotation of a GenBank genome assembly.
AUGACUGCCAUGGGUAUAUUCGGAAAAGGAUCAUAUUUAGCUGAAACAUGGAAUCGUCUUGAUUGUUUUAUUGUUAUUGCUGGACUUAUUGAAUGGGUAAUACCUGGUGAUAAUUUAAGUUUAUCGGCAAUUCGGACAAUUCGUGUUUUACGACCAUUAAGAGCUAUUAAUCGAGUACCAAGCAUGCGAAUAUUGGUCAUGUUAUUGUUAGAUACUCUACCCAUGUUAGGCAAGUCCUAA